GCGAACCCUUCCAAACGACCAAACCAAUCCAGGCUCCGGCGGCGGUGGGGAAAGGUAGGCGGCGAGGUUCCCAUGGAGGUGCCGUGGGAGACGGAGGCGGCGGGGGAUCAGGAGAAGAGAAGCAGCAGAAGCCGCUGCAGCAAAGGGAAGGCAUCUAACUCUAGGAGCCGGCGACGCGAUGAGAACAAGUUGCUUUUCAGCAGGAUCGACAAAGAAAAGCCAUCAGAGGAGAAGACUCCACCUCCACCUGCUCGAGAGAAGGAAGAGGAGGGGGAGGAGGAGGUGGGGAGAUUACUGGACGAGGAAGAGGCCGCCCAGUAGGGGAUGCGUUCGUUCCGUCUUGGCUGGGAAGAGUGCUUUGAUGACCUCUAUGGUUCCUUCGAAGACAACACUUCUGUCCGUUCCAUGCGCUACACUGAAGGAACUAUCCCAAGAUAUGCAUGCUGCGAGGAUGUCUUGCAGAUCUUUUCAGUCCGAGUGACUGAAACAAAAGAUGGUCUGGAGUGGCCACUGCAUGUCUAUGGCUGGGUUGCCACUAGAGACUCGGUAGAUCAAAACCGGAACCUUCUUUUUAACCGCACAAGGGAUAACUGCCAAAUCCUAACUCAAGAGAGUUCAGACUUUCAGACCGUCGAUGCCUGGAAUUCAGAGGAUGUUUCUGCAGUCUCUGGAGAAUAUGGUGUGUCAUCACGCUGCCUUAUAAAAAAAAUACCAACCAUCUAAAGAUGAUUGAGCUGUUCUCUUCUCAAGUUGUGGCUCCACGUGUCAGCAUGGUAGCAGGGCACAUGCACUACACUAUCCUGCUAUGAACAUUCAGCUUGCCGUCCUGAAGGCUCUUGUGCAGUUGUGCUAACUCUUUGCAGAUUUAUGUGUUUCUAGAGUGCUCCGAAUUCCUCGAGUGAUUCACAACACUAGAGUUUCAGACCCUGCAGCUCAAGGACACCAUGGCUAUCCAGAGCAACGAUAAUCUUGGAUUAAGAUAUGUAAGUGGACCAUUGUAGCUUAUGAGUGGUUGCUGUGUGUUUUUGUAAAAAGAUGACAUAUGCUUGCUUUGCCAUUUAAAAGGUCAAAGACCAUGUAAGAAAGUUGACUGAGAGCAAUGGAGGCCGUAUGGCACUGCACCAACUUUGAUUGCUUUUUGUGAGCUUCUUGCAUACAAUAGUGAAAGCAAUGGAACAUUGCACCAUCGUUUGCUUUCUGCG
Molecule: messenger RNA, 1202 nt
Organism: Panicum hallii
Lineage: Eukaryota; Viridiplantae; Streptophyta; Magnoliopsida; Poales; Poaceae
Exons: 3
Coding region: 325-723 (132 amino acids)
Source: RefSeq, a predicted model, not a curated record